ACUAACUCAGGUGGUGCCCAUACGCCUCACACUCUCUCCUGCACCACUACCGCCCUUGCACACUGCUACUGCUCCUCCUCCUCCCCUGGGCGACUUCAAAUUCACCAGCAGGCAAAGCGAAGCCUCCCGAGGAAGACACAGGUGACGGUAGGAGAUCAAGGGGGUCCCGGGGUGUGUUAUUGACAGUGAAAGACACACAAUGGGGUUCCCCGCAGCGUGGAUGGUGGCGGCGGUGCUGGUGGUCGGGCAGCACGCGGUGGGAGGCGUCAAGGAAAUGGGACCCAAGACACAACUGCCUGACGACACCUUAUUCAAGGACCCCGCCGCUUUCUGUGAAGGAUGUUAUGGCAUGGUACACGAGUUGCACAAACUGCUGCUAAAGUGGAAGAAGGAGAAGGGCUCCCUGGAGGAUCACAUCGACGCGGCGCUGCUGGCGGUGUGUAGUACAGACCGCCUUAGGGCCUACGUCCUCUCUCCUCCUAAGAUGGUGCGACUCUGCUCCGGCAUUAGAGCUCACUACGAGGACGAGGCUGGGCUGGUGAUGCUGAAGCAGUACUCCGCCAAGAAGAAGCCUAGUGUUGACAAGGUGUUUGAGUCUUUCUGCAAGAAGACCAUCCCAGCCUGCCCUAAAGGACUCAAGCCUAUGUCCGUCGCCAGGAAGGAAAAGACGGAGAAAGCGGCUGAAGAAAAGAAAGCACGGGAAGAAAAAGAAAACAAAGAAAAAGGGGAGGAAAAAACGAAACAGAAGACAAAGACGAAAAAUGAUACAAAAAAGAACAAAAAGGAUGAAUUAUAACUUCUCACCAGCCUCUUCCUGGACGCAUCUUGUUACUCUGUUGUUAAAUUAUUGUUUGUUAAUGUGAGAUGAUUAUUUUGUACAAAUUUUCCAUGUGAAUUAAAAGUAAACGAUCUGAUACUGAUACUA
Messenger RNA from Homarus americanus (American lobster), 925 nucleotides. RefSeq lists its product as uncharacterized. The record is from RefSeq and is a predicted model, not a curated record. The transcript has 4 exons. Lineage: Eukaryota; Metazoa; Arthropoda; Malacostraca; Decapoda; Nephropidae. The coding region runs from base 200 to 796 and encodes 198 amino acids.